AUGGAGACCACAACCCCUGGCAGUGCCCAGGAGAGGAAAUUGACAGUUUCUUUCAAAAUAUCUGAGUUGUGCAACUGUUAUGUCAUCAUCUGGAAGGCAGACGCUGCCACCGCCAGAGGGCAGGGUAAGACAAGGGCACCAUUGGAUUCCCCAGCUCCUGGGAGGGGCAGCUUGGUGGUGCUGCCCCCACCUGUUGCUGGAAGAAGACUGCACAGAAGGUUAGAGGGGAGGUGGCUGGGGCGUGAGGAUUCGGAAAACGCUGGCUUUGAGCCUGGUGCUCUCCCCUGUCCAUACAUCCAGAUUUCUGGGGCUGUGUCCUCGGGGGGAGAUGGUCCCAGUCUUGGGUGGUUAUGA
Molecule: messenger RNA, 354 nt
Organism: Pipistrellus nathusii (Nathusius's pipistrelle)
Lineage: Eukaryota; Metazoa; Chordata; Mammalia; Chiroptera; Vespertilionidae
Source: the annotation of a GenBank genome assembly